AUGGCAGUCGGACCUGCUACCUCACCAAUGUCUCCUACCUCCCCCACCUCCCAAACAGAAAAGACAAAAAAAUCUAGUCCUUUGACCGAUCUCAUCGAGAGCGAAAAGAUCUACGUGGAGUACUUGACUGGUAUAAUACGAAGGAUAGCCGCAGCAUGGUCACGAUCCAAUUUGCCACCACCCGAGCUCGACGCCAUGUUUCGCAGCAUUGAGAGUGUCUACAAGACAAAUCGCGCUCUCCUCGCGAAACUGAAAGAAAUUGGUGCUAAUCCGUCCUCACCCAAAGCUCUGGGUGACCUCUUGAUGCGAUGGAUCGAUGACCUUGACCGACCUUACACGACGUACUGUCAGAAAUUCUCUACUGGUUUCGAUCAAUGGGAGCCUGUCAAGUCAAAUGUGAAGCUUCCUGGCGUUAUCGAGGCAUUCUCUGCUGCUAGCCCUCCAUCAAUAGCUGCAAUUCAGUCCUCUCAGCUAGUAGACCCAUCGUUAUGGACCCUGGAUGCCUUAUUUCUGUUGCCCAAGGGUCGUCUUUUAUAUUACAGGAAACUAUACAAUAGACUGCUAAAGAGCACGACACCGGGCAGGAGCGAUCAUCGGCUAUUGACGGGUGCUCUUGAGAAGUUAGAUGAUCUAUUGGAGACUUUGGACGGAAGAUGUCAGGUUAAGGUUGGCCAUAGUCCUCCCGCUGCCUCCUCCGCAUUGCCGACUGUCACCCCUGACGAGAAGCCUGAGCCCAUCGCUUCUCCAGCGAUGUCUCCGGUGACACAAUUUGAUGCAACGCACGACCAGUUACUUUCAGGUCAAUUUGGAGGAGGAAAUGCAAGCGCAACCACGUCCGUUCGUGGAAGCGGUUCGUCAAACGGAGAACGAUUUUCCCAGGGGACAGGGAUGACAUCCAUUAGCCACAACCACAACUUCAAACCAGCCAUGCCUACAUCUAUCGCUAACCUGGAGAAACGCUUGGCGACAGAUAUGACACUCGACAUAUUUACCAUGGAGCCCAAGCUAGUUCGUCUACAAAUGUCUCCGCCAACGUUGCCUUAUGCCAGAGAACUUAAAUUGUCGGCCAAUGUCGUUGUCCAUUUUACUCCUCGUUCGACAGGCGUGAAUGUUGUUCACCAGCACGGCUUUGUCUUUAUUCUAUCAGAUCUGUUUUUGAUAUGCGAGGAGAUGUCCUUGGACGACAGGGUCGCAGCGGGUGUGGACGGUCCCGAUAUGCGGCUUUGCUACCCUCCACUUUCUGGAAAGGUCCUGAAGGUGACUGAGGUACCUGACCAAGAUAACGCGCUUCAGAUUUCCAUCAUGAGGAAAGAGACACUAAUCCUCGAGGCCAUCUCAACGCGAUCCCGGGACGAGAUCAUCAAGGAAUUCAAGGACUGUAUCGAUUUUGCAAGAACCAUAUCCGGAAUUGCUUCGGAACCAGUGCCCCCCUUGCCUAAAGGUCCCCCUGUAUCGCCAGUUGCUAAUUUUCCUCUUGCAAAUGAGGUAUUUUCUUCGCAUGAACAAGCCAACAACACUCAACAGGGCGUUCCACAAGAGCAAGCUCCUAGUUCUAGUGUGUUGAAUGGCAAAUCUGAGCCCUCCGAGCUCCCCUCUGCUCCUAACUUCUCGAGGCCUCGCAUCACAUCACAACAGAGUUUCGCGCCUCGCAAAACAAGUUUAGGACAAUUUGCUUCAGGGCAAGUAGUGGGGGGGAAUGGGAACAUCAGUUCUAGUGAAAGUGUUGGUAUGCCUCAGACGCAAAAUUUUCAAGGGGAUCAGAGGGCGCCGUCAUUGCAGGAUGCUCCUGCUUCUUCUGGUGUCCCUCACAAUAUGCGCAAGCCAUCUACCAGUCAAGGAGCUUCCACACAUUCGCCACCUUCCUCCUUCAGUCUGGGUCAGGUCAUGCCGCCAGCUCGGAGUGCCGGUUCUUUGCAUCCCUUCCCUGAUCAGGACCCCAGCAUGGGAGGCGUACCCCACAGGAUGUACUCUCCUCCUGCUGCUCAAGGAUACCCGCAACAACCACCCUUGCAUCAUCAAUCGUCAGUCAAAUCGUCACGUCACUCCUCGAUGCAGUCUCUUCACCAUCAACCAUCUCUCAAUCCUCAAUAUCCGUCAAUUCAUCAACAUCUUCGCCCCCCACAAAGCGCGCCUUCCCAAGUUCAAUCUAUGAAUUUUUCUCAACAACCUCAUCACCCUCAACCAUUUCCUUCUCGGUCUGCAGGUCCCGGAGGUCCUCCUCAUGGACUUCCUCCUCCUCGACCACCGUCUGAGCCGCAGGCGUCCUCCGGGAGACUCCAUAAGUCUGCAUCAUCGCGGUCUCUCCGCUCUCAGUAUGACUAUGCCCCAGGUCCGGGUCCAGCACCACCACUUCCCUCCUUACCUGGAGGGCUGCCAAUACCAUCACGACCUUAUGGCCAACGUACAAAUUCUAUUAGUUCUGUGGGCAGCGGCAACAACGCUUCAAUGAGACCUAUCCUACCAUCGCAGCAGAUCAGUUCCAGAGCAAACUCGUUCACCGAAUCAGUAUACCAUGAUCAUAGUCCUCCAACUUCACCGAUUGAAGAGCGAAAGCCUUUGGGUCCGGCCAAGCCCACGAUAACAGGAAUGAAGUGCAGGGUCUUCCAUCAGCAACAGCACGCACAAUGGAAGUCGUUGGGCUCUGCGCAACUGACUCUCUAUCAUCAGCAGCCCACUAAUGUCAAGCAACUCGUUGUCGAAGCGGGCUCAAAAGACAAGAAGAACAUUCUCAUCUCGACGAUAGUGCUUACGGAUGGCGUGGAACGAGUGGGGAAGACUGGUGUUGCCAUUGAACUCAGCGAUGCCAAAGGUGCACGGACAGGCAUCAUCUACAUGAUCCAGCUUCGGAACGAGCAAACUGCUCAAGAACUGUUUGAUAAAUUACUUGCAGGAUCGGACAGGUCGAAAUAA
Molecule: messenger RNA, 2910 nt
Organism: Suillus bovinus
Lineage: Eukaryota; Fungi; Basidiomycota; Agaricomycetes; Boletales; Suillaceae
Exons: 8
Coding region: 1-2910 (969 amino acids)
Molecular function (GO): guanyl-nucleotide exchange factor activity
Source: RefSeq, a predicted model, not a curated record